Messenger RNA from Cryptococcus deneoformans JEC21, 3014 nucleotides. RefSeq lists its product as hypothetical. The coding region runs from base 628 to 2790 and encodes 720 amino acids. The transcript is spliced from 9 exons. NCBI's taxonomy places the organism in Eukaryota, Fungi, Basidiomycota, Tremellomycetes, Tremellales, Cryptococcaceae. The record is from RefSeq and is a predicted model, not a curated record.
ACCAUAGGCUGUACACGGCCUACUAGCUUGGCGGUGCAAAAAAUUGCCUCGAACUACCCUUGCAAGUAAGUAGCUUACUAUGGCUCUAUAUCACUCGAUGCCGAAAGAAGGAGCCUAUCUUCAUCAGUGACAGAUGAGUCUGCAUCAAUUGAUCUAUUUAGUCAUCGAUCGUUGUUCUAGUAGACGUAUAAGGCUCAUCCUUGGCCCAUUAUCCAGACUUGCCCAGCAUGGAUACCCGCGUCCUUAAGGGAGGAUCUCGAAGAUUGGGAGUCAAGCCCGAUCCUGAUAAAGCGUCGUUAAAGGAGGAUGCCUCUGCCGGCCUCUUUGAACAUCGAGACAACUUGCUCAUAUUUUAAGUUUUGCACGAUGUUUGUCUUUUCCUGUUGGAAUUCCAUAUAUCACGGUGGUACGUCUUAUAUCAACUGGACUAGCUAUAAUCCUGGCGGGAACGUAUAAAAAGCGAACGGGCAUCGACUCGAGUACUUUUGGCAUUUACUUCAUUCACAUCCACUUCUCAAUCGGACCCGUAUACACUCCUUACUAUUACUCACACUCCUUAGCUCACCUUGUCCCUGUAUCAGCUGAAUACAUCUCCAACCCCAUCCGCUUCACACUCGCCGUUGGCCCAUGCUUUCUUUUAAAGCUCUCCUUAACAGAGCUCGAACUAUAUUCUCACGCUCUUGCAAAGUCAUGUCCUACGAUGCUCCAGAGGAAUCUUCCUUGGAUGGACAGUGGGAGGUUCUCUCCAAGAGCCCUUCCAUCCUCUACGAAUGCAUCCAAGCUUUCCCACCUCUUGAAGUUGACACAAGCCCCGUGGAUUGGUCUGAUCUGGGAUUGGGUCCAAAUAAUGGCCCGCAGACAGGUGACGUACGACCCAACGUAAAACUCAACAGCAAAAGUUCGCUCAGACUUAUCAAGCGUAAGAGCAAGGAUACCCUGGCAUCAGCUUCUAAAGAGUCUGCCUCUGCUACGCCAACCUCCAAAAAGAGCUUCUUCAAAUCUAUCAAGAUCCAUCGACUUAAAUCCAAGAAGAACGUUGACCAGAUUGAGACAUCGCCCACUGAGGCUGAAUUCGUUCGAGCCACCGCGGCAUCCGUUCACACUAUCACUCCCAAGACCAAAACUCCUACCAUAAAACAUAACGUCGGAUUAUUCAACGGCUCCCCCAUCGGGUCUCAUCGUACAAUGAGUCUGUCAGAAAAUACGGAGAACGACAAACUUCUUCCUGAUCUAAUUCCGAGGUUAUACUUCACCCCUUUGCCCACUAUCUUUGAGAGUGGCGACCAGAAGCGGCCUAUUCCAUCCGCAGUUUCGGAACGAGACGGGAAUUCGAUGAUCUUGUCCCUUAAGCCCAGUUUCGACCUCCUUCCCACCAUCGACGAAGUCAGUGAAACAUCUACACCAGCCACAUUUGAGUCACAUCCGCCUUUUGAUAUCGCCACUUACAAGGAUCAAUUUCCCCCCUCAGGGGCUCCAGAACCGCUUUUCUUCCGCAGUCGUGAUUAUCCCUUGCCAAUCGGGCACCUUGCUUCUCUUACAUUCACGCAAAUUCAUCCCGAUGGCCUUGUGACCCUGUACGAAAUGGUUUUGACUUGGAUACCUCAUGAUGAAAGGUUGCCUGCAUGCCGCAUCACCGUCACUCGUGGCUUCGGCUCAAUUAGCCGGUUUGCUGACGCGCUCUUCCAUGUCUACUCUCCCGAAGCCUCGCCUCACCUUUUGGCCCUCUUAUCGGAAUUUCCUGGAGCAUCGGAUGGACCAACGCAUCCGUACAAAGUGGACUGUCGAAUGGAGCGGAUGCAAAGCUAUUUCGAUCGCCUCUUUGGAUUACAGUCCAGUGAUAAUUCAAACUUUGUCCUUGACGACCCACGUAUUACCCCAGAAUUUUUUACAAUUCUUCCAAAAGACCGAGGCGAUUAUAUUUCUAGGGAAAAAGCAUGGACAGAAUGGCAAUGCACACUCCAGAGGAUGCAAGAAAUUGAGCAGCGCGUUGUAGGCAAGAACGAACAUUCAAAGGCCAACUUCGCACAUGAAAGAACAAAAAAGUACGAGUAUUAUGACAUCCUCAUGGCCAGUAUCGUAAACUCCGGUCUCUGGUCGCAACCAUCCAAGCUUCAAAGUCCAUCAGCAGCGAAAAUCAGUAAUAAAGAGACUGUGGAAGACGAAGACACGGAUGUGAGUUUUACAGACCUCAACAAUGUGUUUCCAUUGCACUCCGCGCGAGCUCUCACCCAUCCACCCUCUUCUAAUUUUUCCAUCGACGUAUUCGCGUCAGUUGGUUUGUUUGAGAAUUCCCUUGACAACAUCUCACUUGCCACCGUAAACUCAGCGUCUUCCAUCCCUGCCGACCGGCCUUCGAGCUUGCAUUCCUGCAAUUUUCAUUCUUCACAUUCAUCAGAAGAUACUUCACUUUUUGGAACCCCCAACACAUCCACCUUGGAUUUGACCCACACUCUUCUUGAUGUCAAGCCUCAGGAGGACUUAUCAGCCAAUUCUAGGAUCUCAUCCGAGGCAACCCUCUCAAAGACUGGUGUGAAACACCUCCAACUCAAUGAUGAAAAUGUCAUUUCCCUCUCCCUCACUAAUACCCGAUCCUAUUUUCGAAGUAUUCGCAUUCUAGUAGAUUUCAUUGAAUCAUGGGAGACAAUUCUCUCCCGCAUCUACGUCGCCCUUCAACUUUCGGUCAACAAUCGAAAGCUUAAAGGCGGCAUCUGGGCAGCAGGUACUAAAUAUGUUGGUUCUCCACAUGAAAAAGCAAUUGGAUUGAACAGCAAGGAAGCUUUCAUGGAGUAAGUUGUUGGGCGUUGCAGGCGAUUUGAGAAUUUGGGAGGACUGGUGACUACCUUGCGUAUUAUAUUUGCGAUAACUUCGGGUUUCUCUUUUUUUUGGGUCUGUUUGAUUGGACAUUUUCGUUUCCUAUCUGACAUUGUUCCUCUACAUUACUCUUCCAUGGAUCACUUCAUAUGGGCAAUUUACGCGGCGCGAAGAUUAAAUGUUUGCAUGAGAGCUCCCAAGAU